Wasmannia auropunctata (little fire ant) is the source of this 2089-nucleotide messenger RNA. RefSeq lists its product as uncharacterized. The coding region runs from base 661 to 1878 and encodes 405 amino acids. NCBI's taxonomy places the organism in Eukaryota, Metazoa, Arthropoda, Insecta, Hymenoptera, Formicidae. The record is from RefSeq and is a predicted model, not a curated record. The transcript is spliced from 6 exons.
AUUUUUAUAGUCCGUAAUGCUCUCGGAACAAUCUCGCAGUGCGCCGCGAUCGGCAAUGCAAAUCGAGUGCAUAUAUCGGAAUUCCGUGGAUCGCGCUACAAGGUGAAGAUAACGAGGGAAAGCCAAAGGAGACAAAGAGGUAAAGGCGUCACAGUGAAUCGUAUUAACGAAGGGGGAAACAAAAUCCGCGGCGAGUUGAGACAAAUUAGAAAAGGAAAAGGGAACCAUAUUAGAGAAGUAUAAGAUCGCCGCCCGCGGUUUUUAUCUGACCAGUAAAGUGAGCGGAUCGAAUUGUUCACGAGAUCGUUUGGGACCGUUUAAAAUUGCGAUGACAAAAGAAUUCUACGAACAAUUCACAUUUAUAUAUAAAUGAGUAAAUAAGUAUAAGACUUGCUUAGUAACGAUUUACGAACCAAGAAUGAUAACGAAAAUAAUAUAAGCGAUGCUUUUCAACGAUCGUCCCAGUAAUCGCGCUUUCUUAUCAUCGAGGUGCGGCAAGCGGUCGCGUGCUGGGCAGAUUUAUCCGUUCAAUUCCGGUGUCUUGGCGAUUUGAAACAAAGCUUAGAGUAUUACUGACUCUCUGUCGUAAGAGACAAAUAAGCAACAUCCGGCCGAUCUCCGCGAGAUAAGGACAUCAACGGGGGCAGGAAAGGAAAAAAAAUGGCAGGCAAGAAAAUUGUGUCAGACGAGCGAUUGUACGAUUAUUUGCGUACGUACGCAAAAACAAUCAAGAUGCCGGUCCCGAAAAUUCGCAUAACUGAGGCCACCAAUAAAGGCGAUAAUUACGUGAGCGUCGUUUAUCGCGCGACGAUCGAGGGCAUCCAGGGUGGCGAGGUCAAGAAAAUUCAACUUAUUCUGAAAACCACAUCACAGACAUAUGACUCGAAUGAGUUUUUGAAUAGCAACAGAGUCACCAAAUUAUUUCAGCGCGAGAUAUUCUUUUAUCGAGAGGUGCUGCCUAUUUUCAAACAGACUUUCUGGGAGCACGGCGGGACUAUCGAUCGCUUCCCUAUUUUACACGACGUUAACGACGAAUCCGGAAAAGAGAUACUGUUGUUAGAAAAUCUAACGCCUCAAGGUUUCGUGAUGGCCAAGUCAAAAAUUAUGGAUUAUCCGCAUCUCAGCUUGGCGAUGCGAUGCUUAGGUGAAUUUCACGCGUACAGCUUCAUUACGCGUGCCGCAAAUCCAGCGAGUUUCGAGAAAUUACAGCGGAUAGAGGAACCCUUGUUUAACGAACAAUCAGAUAGGAAUGAAAACGAUGAGAGUAUGAUGAAAACGGUCAUCGAAACCAUAUUCAAGAUUUUAGCAAACGAAGACAAACAUUAUUCCGAAAGGUAUCAACAGUUCUUAGAAAAUAUGCAGCAAUGCAUGAUAGAUGCAACCGAUGGAAAAGCCGCUGAACCCUAUGCCGUUGUGAACCAUGGUGACUAUUGGACUAACAACAUGCUCUUCAAAUACGACAAAGAGGGAAAUCCGUGCGACUUGCGUUUCUUAGAUCUACAGAUAUGUCGUUACGCAUCUCCCGUUUUAGAUUUAGUUUAUUUACUCUUCUGCUGCUGCACGCAAGAAACAAGGAGAAAACAUUUUGAUCAGGUAAUACACGAAUAUUACGAAACACUAUCCAAGUGUAUCGAAAAAGCCGGUUAUGAUCCCAAUAUCCUCUUCCCUUACGAAGUAUUGUCCCAACAUUUUACCAAAUUCGGAAAAUUCGCGGCGAUGAUGGCUACUUUCGUUUUACAUAUAUUUACCAGUAAUGAUGUAGAAAUGAAUAGUACAUAUUUGAAUGAUAUACUCAGAGAAAGAGGAGAAAAUGACAGUUUUUAUAGAAGUAUGGUAAUAGGUACUUUUAAAGAUCUCGUCGACAGAAAUUAUAUAUAAAUUAAUACUUUCAUAAUAAUAUUGAUAUAUCACGAAUAGACAAGCCAAAGACAAAGGAAAAAGUUGUCUUGUAGUUAAAAGUAAAAUGUUAUGUCAAACUUUAGAAAUCAGUAUAGCUGUAGUGCGAGUACAAAUCUUAAUCGGGUUAAAGGAAUUUUAAUAGCAAUGACUUAUUUACAUAAAUAUAACUUAUAAAAAUUGUAAAACUUGU